AACAAGGUGGUGGUCUAUACGACGACGUUGCGAGGUGUUCGGAGGACUUUCGAGGCGUGCAACGCCGUUAGAGCGGCGAUAGAAGGACUCGGGGUGAUGAUUGUCGAGCGCGACGUGUCGAUGGAUCGUGGGUUCAGAGAAGAGCUGAGGGAUUUGAUGGACGGGAAAGAGGAGGCAGGGGUGCCUCCAAGGGUGUUUGUGAAGGGGAGAUAUGUGGGUGGGGCUGAGGAGGUGUUGAAGAUUUUGGAGGAGGGUUUGUUGGGUGAGAUUCUUGAUGGGUGUCCAAAGAAAAAAGCUGGGUCUGUUUGUGAGGGGUGUGGGGAGGCCAAGUUCUUGCCCUGUUUUCAGUGCAAUGGGAGUUCAAAGAUGGUGUUGGUGGUCAAGGAAGAAUUGGGUCAGAGGCAGGGGAGCACUGUGGUGGUCAGGUGCCCUGAGUGUAAUGAGAAUGGGUUGGUGCUUUGCCCAAUUUGUAGCUGAACGGUUGACAGAGAUGAGAGAUCUGUUUCAUAUCAGAUUGGGUUUUGUAAACACUUUCUG
This is a messenger RNA of Prunus mume (Japanese apricot), 537 nucleotides long. Lineage: Eukaryota; Viridiplantae; Streptophyta; Magnoliopsida; Rosales; Rosaceae. The record is from RefSeq and is a predicted model, not a curated record.